UUCUCUCAAUCAGUUCAUGCUAUCGGUAUCGUACAUGACCUAAACAUAAAUAUCGCCCUGUCGCAUGCUGAGUUUGCCGUCUUGCCCUCACGACUAGGCUGCCAAGAUAGAGCCUAUCCACGUCUCUUCAGUUGGGCCCGCCCCUGCCUUCUUUCAAGCCUCCGCCCGCCCCCUCAGCUGCAACUAUUCUGCAUGGGCCUGUGACGGGCUGUAAAUUGGAGCCUUUGGACCCCGCUCGGCACGGAGAAUCGCUCAGCAAAAACCUUUGGGAGGGUACGAUGAACGACCAUUGGACUUAUCUCCCUUACCAUCGACCAUCGAGUCGUGCUGAAUUUGAUGCAUGGUUGCAAGAACGCAGAGCAACCCGACCCGACCCGUUCAUCUAUGCGAUUGUCGAUUCGCACGGCGAAGCACAAGGGAUUAUCGCCUACCUGAAUGGAAGCCCUAAGAAUGGAAGCAUCGAGACAGGGCACGUCCUCUUCGGUCCCAAUCUACAGCACACCAAGCUGGCAACAGAAGCACAAUGUGCCUUGGCCAAGCACGCCUUCGAGGAUUUGGGCUACAAGCGUCUGGAGUGGAAAUGCGAUUCUCUCAAUGUGCACUCUAAGCGCGCGGCAGAGCGGCUCGGUUACAGCUAUGAAGGCCUCUUUCGGAGUCACUGGAUCUACAAGGGUAGGGGAAGGGACACAAUCUGGCUCGCCAUGGUAGACUACGACUGGCCUGUGAUCAAGAGAGGCUUUGAAACCUGGCUGGCGCCCGAAAACUUUGACAAACACAGCAGGCAGGUGCGCAACCUGGAAGCAUGCAGGAAGCAAGCGGUCACGGAUAUGAAAGCGAAUGAGAAUGCGCCAUGAUUGAAUCACGAAGGUCAAAACAUGUAGACGAGAUUUUGCAGCGUCAGAUAAACCUUUAUACAUGUGAUGGGAAG
This is a messenger RNA of Tilletiaria anomala UBC 951, 928 nucleotides long. RefSeq names its product acyl-CoA N-acyltransferase. Gene Ontology annotation, molecular function: protein N-terminal-serine acetyltransferase activity; protein-N-terminal-alanine acetyltransferase activity. NCBI's taxonomy places the organism in Eukaryota, Fungi, Basidiomycota, Exobasidiomycetes, Georgefischeriales, Tilletiariaceae. The record is from RefSeq and is a predicted model, not a curated record. Bases 279 to 854 code for a protein of 191 amino acids. The transcript has 2 exons.